AUGGACGGAGUGUUUGAAGACUCGUCAUGGCCGCGAAUAAUUCGAAUCCUUGAUGGCGCAGAUCACAUCUUUCACCAUGGAACACGCGUAUUUCUCGCGUCUGCUUUUAUUCUACUGUAUUAUACGUUAAUGGGAGGUUGGCUGGACCUACUUCUCGGCGCCGUCGCUAUCGGCUUUGGACAUCGCCAUGCUCUUCUGACGUUUGCAAUCUUCUUGGGAAAAUUCUUGUAUACUGGCCUCAUACCGAUUGCUGGAGCAGUUGCUAUGGGUCUCUUGUCGGUUUCUCACCUCCUAAAACCGAUUAAAAAUUUGAAGGGUCCUGCACAGCCGUAUCUGAUACCCUGCAAGACAACUCACACGCGGCUAUUCCCCAAGAAUCAUUCAUUUGGUUAUUCAUAUUUGGUCGUGGGAGUUCCUGUGGGAAGUACUGGUAAUGUCAAUGGGAUGUUGAUGAUUGAUGAUCAAUCUUAUAGCUCCUGGGACUUGAUGUACAAGUUGUUUCGAGGAGGAUGGUACACUGUGAAUGAUGCCGAUUAUAUGCAGAGGGGGCACAACGCUCAUGGGCUCCGAGGCAAAUUGGACGAAUACCUCAAGUCUCAGGGUGUCGAACCGUCUGCCUAUCCGCAUGCCUACCUGGUCACGGCUGCAAGGUUCCUGGGUUAUCACUUUAAUCCGGUUUCGUUCUGGUAUCUGUACUCCGAGGACAGGAUAUUGUCUGCUAUUGUGCUUGAAGUAAAUAACACGUUUGACGAGAGACGCCCAUAUCUUGUCCUUCGCGACUUCUCGCCUGAUUCCCAGUAUCUCACUGGACCAAGGUCUGAGGACACUCCGCUGUCUCGCGUCAAAGGCUCAUGGGCGAAAGAUUUCCAUGUUUCGCCCUUCAACUCGCGAAAGGGAGCCUACUCAUUAAUUGCUAGCGAUCCACUUGGUCCUGGAAUGGAAGGUUUCCGGGGCAUUGAUGUUACAAUCAACCUAAACUCAUCGAAAGGCCAUACCAAGCUGGUUACCAGGCUUUUUUCACAGGGAGAAGCUAUCGACCCGGCUGCCAUGGGCCGAGUAGCCAAGAUGAGGUUCCUUUUAACGUGGUGUUGGGUUGGAUUUGCAACCUUCCCACGGAUUGUCAAAGAAGCUGCAGUACUUUUCUUCAAGCGCGAGCUUCAUGUAUGGUAUCGACCUGAACCGCUGAAAGAAAGCCUCGGAAGGCAUGCGACAAAGACAGAACGACAACUUGAGGCUGCCUUCCGCCGUUACCUGAAAUUUCUAGUUGAGCAGUGCCAGAAACCAAUGUCGAUCAGGUAUGUGUCGAGUGGGAUUCUUUCAAACUCCGAGGAGACAUUCACGUCACCUCCUUGGCAUGAUUCAGUCGAAGACAGAAGGCUGUUAGAGCUGAAGGUUCUCACGCCGAUUUUUUAUACCCGCUUUGUGCGUUAUGCGCAUGACUUCGAGGCUAUAUUCACCGAGUUCAUGGAUAGUGCUACCAUCUGGGUGAGCGAGCCGCAGCUGUUGCCAGACUUGCUUUUAAAGAAGGGGUCUCCGCCUCUGCAAUCUGCCAGUCUGAUGGACUACCUGUUCUUCAAAUCUAUAAAGUAUUUGCGACGUCGACCAGAGAAGAUUCCGAGCGUUUUAACGUCUGCGGAAACCAAGGCGGAUGAAGCGUCGACUGUUGAUAUUCGAGACUUACGGAUGUCCUCCAUGGAUGCUUACAUCCUCGAACAUGCUCAGCCGACCUUGAAGGCAAUAUACCGGUCCACCUUACUCCGCUUGUUUGUCGCUGACCACUUCGCUCUGGGCAACGUGGCUUUUCUGGACGUCUGUAUCCUCCUCUGGAGAAUUGGAAUUGCUUGGGCUUGUGCGGCAACAUUGAAACAGACGGCAAACGCCGUGAGGUGA
Messenger RNA from Metarhizium brunneum ARSEF 3297, 1890 nucleotides. RefSeq lists its product as uncharacterized. NCBI's taxonomy places the organism in Eukaryota, Fungi, Ascomycota, Sordariomycetes, Hypocreales, Clavicipitaceae. The record is from RefSeq and is a predicted model, not a curated record.